Molecule: messenger RNA, 3000 nt
Organism: Talaromyces marneffei
Lineage: Eukaryota; Fungi; Ascomycota; Eurotiomycetes; Eurotiales; Trichocomaceae
Exons: 2
Coding region: 1-3000 (999 amino acids)
Source: RefSeq, a predicted model, not a curated record
AUGCUUGCCUCACUAUUACGACCGAGGAAAUCGCGCCAGCCUGUUCUUCGUUCUGUUUCCCCUCACGAGACAACCCCGUUCUUCAGGGGCUUUCUGCGCGAAGAUGGAAGCCUCGCACCUACUGAGCCCGACGACUACUUGGAUGAACGUGAUCCUGGGCGGCCAUUGAAUGGAGGCGAAGAAACCGAGCCGCAUGAUGACGACAGUGACGAAGGGCAUCUCCUGCCCAUAUUCUCAUCGCCGCACUUGGAUCUCAUCCCCGUCUACACUAUUACGCACUCCAUACGAUCCCUUGUUAUGUCACGAUGCGAAACGAGUUUAACAUGGGAGCAGUUGCGGUCUCCACAGAUAUCUCAAUUCCUUCUCAAACCUAUCCAGCAGCAGAUCCGGAAUGCCCAUUUCAAUCGAUCCACGUUAUAUGCAUUGAUGGCCAAUUGUCUUCAAUUCAACAAAGAGGCUGAUUACAAUCCCGGAAACAGUGGCACCUCCCGGACGCGAGCGCUUGUUAGUGAGCUUUUGGCGAUCAAAAUCCUCAAAGACUACACGACAAGAGAAUUGAUCGAUGCGCUAUCCUACGACUUUUAUCCACUCCAGGGACAGACUCCUAUUUCCGCCGCCAGUCUCCGCGCCUCAACCUGGAAUCAGAACUCUUCCAAGAGCAGGAAUGCCACUGGAGCAACCCGGAUAUCAUGUCUGGAAAUUGCCAUCCGAGCCCAGGCCAAGCACUUCAUCGCGCAUCCUCUAGUCGUCCAGCACCUAGAGGCAAUAUGGGCUGGUACCAUUGUCUUUCACUCGGCUGCCGACAACCUACAUCGUCCGAACGCCACAGCAGGCCGUGGUCGAUCGCGCUAUGGGGCUACAAACGGUACGGGGGAACACCAAUACGGCAAAAGCAGGCAAAGUCCUCAGCUAGAGGAAAAUCCACGCAGAACUGUAACGCUCUACGACCCAAGGGAUGCUUCUCUUUUCAAAUUGUCUCGACUACGGGUGCCUCGUUAUCGACAUUUUCUUUCAACUUUGUCAUUCGCGGUUCUGUUAUGUCUCUACCUCGCUGUUCUUAUUGAAAGAUCAUUACAUAUCACGACAGUCGAGGUUGUUUUCUGGUUAUGGAGCGCUGGGUUCAUGCUAGAUGAGAUUGUCGGCUUUAACGAACAGGGCUUCAGCCUUUAUCUUAUGAGUUUCUGGAAUCUAUUCGACCUGGGAAUCCUGCUCUUGCUUUUCUGCUACUCAAUACUUCGCUUAUAUGUUAUGGCUAUGCCUGACGUUCGGCAAUUGGCCGCCGCGAAUCAAGCAUACGAUAUAUUGUCUGCCGGAGCUGUUUUACUUUUCCCACGUCUUUUCUCGGUUCUCGACCAUUACAAGUACUUUUCGCAACUACUCAUCGCAUUCCGGAUUAUGGCGGCCGACCUCAUGGCUGUGUUCCUGUUGAUUGUGGUUGCGUGUAGUGGCUUUUUGGUCGCAUUCUCUUUCUCGUCCGUGUCGUCCCAAUCGCCACAGGAAGUCAUCUACGCUCUGUUUCAGAUAUUGAUGGGGUUCACUCCCACAGCCUGGAGUCUUUGGGAGGAAUACAAUUCGUUAGGACGAAUCAUUCUGACGGUCUUCCUCUUCAUUUGUCACUUCGUGGUUGUUACGAUCCUAAUCACCGUCCUGACUAAUUCAUUCAUGUCCAUUGUGAAGAAUGCACACGAAGAGCACCAGUUUCUGUUUGCAAUCAAUACCAUUUCCAUGGUCAAAUCGGACGCGCUGUUUUCCUAUGUGGCUCCCUCUAAUAUUCUUGGCUGGAUACUGACUCCAUUACGCUACUGCAUUCCUCUUCGCGAUUUUGUCAAGCUUAAUCGUACUCUGAUCAAGAUCACACAUUUUCCGAUUUUAUGGUCGAUCUGCUUCUAUGAGAAGAUGAUUUUGAGUUCAAGUAUGAUCGAUCCCACCGACCUAAUUGAAGGAAACAUUCACCUGGGCGGCCGGUCGACAGCAGUAUUGCGGGCAAGGGACGAAAGACAGAGUCGGUUUGAUACAUUUCACCGUCUCACACGGGAACCUUCUAUUGCCACAUAUCAACAGGACCGUGUACUAGAAGAGCUUUUUCGACGGCCGUUUCGUCAGCAAUCUAUGCAAGAUGUGACGGAGAGUCCAGAUGGACGCCGCAAAUCGACAAUGGUGGCGAAUUGGAUGCAGAACAUGGAAACAAUCGAGGAGAUGACACCGAGACGACCCAGUGCACUGCAAAGAGCGGUUUCACCAUCACACCGCAAUUAUACAGAAACUACUCAAUCCUUCGUAGCAUCUGACCCGGAGGAGUUUAUGAACCACAGGAGCCUCCAUCCGGUUCCUGAACACUCUACUGUGAACAACACUGGGGCACGUCUAGGACGACAUGCCUCUCAUGCGACGGAUGUAGAGGGUGAUGACGAGAAAUCAAGCGACGAAAAUCACGAUGACGAAUCAGACGACGGUCAAGAGGAUACGAUUUCUGAGUCACGGUAUGCUAGCCAAACGCCUCGGCCCAGUAGCAAGUCCACCCCAAGAUUCUUCAGCUCCCGGCCUUCCACAGCAGUGUUCAAUUCUCGCAAAAACAGUCCCACUCGACACCGUCCAGCAUCGAGCCAUCUACAAGCUCGCAAUGCCUCUAGUGUCACUGUCCUGCACAAACAUCCCGGUGAUGCUGACGACAGUACUGACGAUGCCAUGCCUGGACCGUCUUCUGCGUCGCCGUUGAAGCUCGAAACGGAGCGGCCUACACUUCCUCAACGGACAAGUUAUAUGUCAGUCCCGAACUUUAAUCGUAUUGGGUCUGACGUGGGCGACAUUGGCGCUUUGCCAUCGAGCCUGGCCACUCAGAUCGCCACCGAUAACGAUGUUCUUGGGCGACUGGUUCUGUCACGUAUGCAGAGUAUAGAGGCCGGGUUCCGGGAGGUGUUGAAGGAGGUGAAGGAUCUACGUGGGAAAUCAGCUCGCGAGUCUAGGUAUUCGAGUCGUAAACUUAGUAGUGAUGGGAUUUAA